UUAGUCUACUACUCAUAUCAUGGAAUAGUGCUCGAAUGUUGCGUAGCCUUUGAGAUCUUGGAAAAGUGUGCAUGUAUGUCUGGUCUAGAUCGAGGAACAAAACACGCCGUGGCAGGUCGACCUUACUGCCUUCGGCUUAGCGCGGGCGUACAAUCUACUUAUCAACACGUGAAGGCCGCGAUAGCGCUUCUGCCUUCCCACAUCAUCAUCGCGACCUAAUAUACUAGUAUCUACCAACUUCUGCAUCGUUUGAACCAACGAAUACUCAAUAUGGCCGGAAAUAUAGACAUCUUACGGGCCGAGAAUGUUCUGGACCUUUCCCAGAAGGCUCUACAGGGAGACGGAAAUGUGGAAUACAGUCUCAAGACUCCGUACGAAGCGGUUGCGCUCAUCGGCCAUGCAUGUAUGCUGGCUGUCAACUUUCGUCUUGUGGGCCUUGGCGAAGAACACACGAUAGAAAGCUCCUCGGACAGCCCAUCUCUUCCUCCAGGAUGGAACGCAAACGAUACCUUCUCCUUCCGUUAUGCUCAUUCGCAGUCUUCGAUGCAGUAUCUGCUCAAAGUCAGCCGGAUAGGAAAUAAUGCCCUUGUUUUCGCCCUGGCACUGGGAGAUGACAAAACCACUUCCUUUGACCUUCCGGUCAAAGACUUCAUUUCUACGUCCUCUUUGCCUGUUUCAUCAACAACCGAGUCAAACGCCACUCUCCGUGAAGUGUUCAUAUCUACACCGCGCUUGACUGAUUUGAUUGGGCUAUUCAAGAUAAACGUGAUCCAAAAGCUCGCUCCCGGAUUAUACAAGGAAGGAUAUGAGGCCACGAGUCGGUCAGUACGGGAACAGCCACAAGAGAGACCCCCGCGACGCGACCCAUUACGAGAUGAUCAACUCCCACAGCCCGCGCGCCCGUAUCCAUUUGACGACCCCCUGGCGACAGCGCCUCGGCGACCAGUUCCUCCGGGAGACUUUGCACCACCCGGAUUCGAGGAUGAGUUCGAAAUCCAGAGACCGCCUCGCGGAUUUCCUCCCGGCAUGGGAGGCAGAAACCCGCUCAAUAUUGGAGAUCGAGAUCUGUAUCCUCCUGGACUAGGUCCUCAUGACCCUCUCAGAGGGGGCAUUGGACCAGGACUUGGCGGAGGCGGAGGUGGAGGUAUGCACCCAACUUUUGAUGAUCCUCUAUUCGGCGGCCCCCAAGGGGGAGGAUAUGAUCCGCAGGCGCCGCCCGGGGCCCGAUAUGACCCUGUCGGGCCAGGAUUUGGAGCACCUUUCGGGCAAGGGCGCGGGCCCUCCGGAGGACGUGGCGCCGGCGGAGGCGGAUUUGGCGGGUUUGGGUUUGGCGGUGACAUCAUCUAAGCGCGCGGUUAAGCUCCUUGUCGGUCUAACUUAGUCGGGCAGAAAACAGAUUCUACGACAUGAUGACAGAUUGGGAGACAAUAAUUGCCUCCGGUAAUGAAUUUGUAACGAAGGAUUAUGUAUUUUAAUGGUACAGCUCACUGAAUA
This is a messenger RNA of Aspergillus pseudonomiae, 1494 nucleotides long. RefSeq names its product proteasome inhibitor PI31 family protein. Gene Ontology annotation, biological process: proteasome-mediated ubiquitin-dependent protein catabolic process. Gene Ontology annotation, molecular function: endopeptidase inhibitor activity; proteasome binding. Lineage: Eukaryota; Fungi; Ascomycota; Eurotiomycetes; Eurotiales; Aspergillaceae. The record is from RefSeq and is a predicted model, not a curated record. The transcript is spliced from 2 exons. The coding region runs from base 271 to 1347 and encodes 358 amino acids.